UGCAACGUUCGGUGGCACGCAGACACCGAAAAAGUUAAUAGCAGCAGCAGCAAGCAAGCGAUCGUGGCAAAAAUUAAGUCAAUUUAAAGUUCAGUGUUCGAGACAAAGUAGCUUUGCUGUUAAAGAAAGCAAAAAAUAUUUGAAUCAAAAUACGCUGAUACUGCGGUGUUUAGAGCAAAAUUCACAAUUUUGAAGAAAAAAUUUAGAAAAACUACUUUUUGAAAUUUUUGAAAAAUAAAAUGUGUGAAUUCCGCAAAAAGUAAAAUAAAACAAAUAAGAAGUGAACUGUUGUUUGAGCGCGCGCGCAAAUUCAGAAAAAAAUUGAGCUUGUGUUUGAUUCGUUAAAUUUUCGUUUCGCACAAAAAACUAUUCUUGUUAGCACCAGGCGACUUCAACCAACAUUGGCGCAAUAUGAAUAUUCAUUUAUUUUGGUUACCGCUACUAUUAGCGCUGCUCUUUGUGCACACACCAGCCGAUGGCGCUAAGCAAGAAAAGUCGUUACAAAACGACGACAUAAAUGCAUCGCUAGCAACCCCCACUACCACCAGCGGCGAUACAAAAACAGUUUUGAAAGACAGCCUCACUGUCACUGCGAAUAGUGCCACAGCCAAAAUUACCGAGAAAGCCAGCUACCCGAAGAAAGUGCAUUCGCUAAAGAAGCGCCCUACAAAAACCCCAGCUUCCCAUAUUACGACGGCGUCAACACAAAAUUCGAAAAACAAGCGCAAGAAAGUGACGGCUGAUGUGACGGCCGCAUUCAAGGAUCUGCCCGCUGACGAUCUGGAGUUCAUCAAGGAGCUGGACAAACAAUUUCAACUGCACGGUGAGAAGAUCAAAAUUAAAGUGGAACACGACAAUAGCACCGGCGAAGAGAAGCAAACCAGCAAACGCACCAUUGACGGCGAGUUAGGCUAUGGCGCUUACCCUGCGCACAACGGUUACGAGUACGAGCGUCCCAAGUUUAUGUUCUAUCCCUACUCGCAGCACAACAUUCCAGCCGAUGCGCCCGGCUACUACCCACCCAAAACUGAUGUAAGCAUCGAGCCAUCCUACUCGUAUGAGCUACAACCGCAGAGCUACACAAAGGAGCCGCAGCCGGAGCUGGAGCACAGCGUGCAACAGCCACCAAAAGUGGUCGAUGUGCCACAGUAUGCACAUCAAGCGGUGGCCCAUCAAGGGCAGAAUGGCGCUUACGAAGAGCCGGUUAUUGUUUUGCGCAUACCAGGCCCCACUAAGUACGCCUCCCAUCUGCAGACGCUGCUGCAGCAAUAUUUGGAGAUACGUGCGGCACAAUAUCUACGCAUACUGGAGGAAGCCGAGCACCAUAAGCAACAGGCACAACUACAACCGCUUGGACAGCACCAUCAAGAACACCAAUUGUUGCAGCAUCAGCAGCAACAACAACAACAGCACGAACAACAUGCGCACGUAUAUGAACAGCAAGUACAGCAACAGCACGCGGUGGUCGCACCAGCGCAAGCGUACGCUGAGCCAACGCUCAAGUUACUGCCGCCAACGCAUGCACAGCACACCGCGCCACAGCCCGCGGCUGAGGAGGAACACGGCUACACGGAUGAAGUGACGUACGCACAUCAGUUGGCGCCGACGCCACAAUCGGUUGCAUAUCCCGAAAUCGAUGAUGUCUAUCAAGGCUACAAAGGCAAGCUGCAGGCACACCAAGUUGCCAUUCAACAACAGCAACAGCAACACGUGGCAUAUGCGCCCCAGCAGCAAGCGCAAGAAGAAGCGGAGCAUCCACAGCAGUUGCAACACGAGCAGCGGUACUUUGUGCACGCCGCACAGCAGCCAGCGGUGCAACAGUACUAUUACACGCCUGAAGCACAAUAUGACGGGCACGGCGGUGUUCACUACCAGAACGUAUACUUUAUGGCCAUAGCACCACAGGGCGCCUACAAUGCGCAUGCCGCGCACGCCACUACUUUACAACACCAGCCCAUCUAUGUGCAAGAGGAGGAACAGGAGCUGCAACAGCACCAGCACCAGCAUCAGCCCGAACAGUCACAACAGCAGCUGCAUCUCCAGGAGCAGGAGCAGGAGCGGCAACAUGAGCAACAGCACGAGUUGGCUGCCGCUCAUGACGCUCAUGCCGCUGCCGCACUGAACGAGAACAGUCCGCGUCAAACGCACACCAAAGUCAUAUACACACAUAACAGCGAGAAGGGCGCUGCGGAUUAUGCCGCUGGGUAUGCACUGCCAUCGAUACGGCCAUUUGAGCGUCAUGCCGGCACGUCUGCCACAGCGUACCACCACCAACAACAACUGCAAGCGCAACUGCUGCACGAGGAACAGCACGAGCAAUUGGAACAACAACAACAUGAGCCGCAAAUCGAUUACGACACGCCGCCGACACAUGCCGCCCCCGAGCAUGAACAAUCGGCCGCCAUCUCGCCGCGUCCAUUCAACUAUCAUGCGCACAGCGCGAAGGCGGCGCGACGGGGUAAUCGCAAGCGUGGUGCUAGAACGCCAACAACCAUCGCCACGCCAACGCUCGCGCAGGUGGAUGAGCAUUUGCAGAAGAUACGCGAAUACGUGCGCGACAAUUUGGGUGCACAAAUGAGCACAGCAGUGGAGUUCAAAACGACGGCGUUGGUGCGGAGUUAGGCGACGCGACGCGGCAGCGCGGCGAGGAUUGAAAAGGCGCUUAGGUGUAUAAUGUUUUAAUGUGGUGCGCGCGCCUUGAAGUAUGCUACGAAAUGUAAAGGCACCAAAAGCAAAUGCAAGCGGCACUUAAUAAUUAAAUUGAUUUUUUUUUACUUUUGCGUG
Anastrepha obliqua is the source of this 2784-nucleotide messenger RNA. RefSeq names its product bromodomain-containing protein DDB_G0280777. NCBI's taxonomy places the organism in Eukaryota, Metazoa, Arthropoda, Insecta, Diptera, Tephritidae. Bases 412 to 2622 code for a protein of 736 amino acids. The record is from RefSeq and is a predicted model, not a curated record. The transcript is spliced from 3 exons.